This is a messenger RNA of Parasteatoda tepidariorum (common house spider), 4352 nucleotides long. RefSeq names its product palmitoyltransferase ZDHHC16B. Gene Ontology annotation, molecular function: palmitoyltransferase activity. Lineage: Eukaryota; Metazoa; Arthropoda; Arachnida; Araneae; Theridiidae. The record is from RefSeq and is a predicted model, not a curated record.
UGUUACCACAUUUUACUGCAUGUGAUUUGUGCCGCGUUUGCCGAAAUUUUCCCUUGUUCAUAAGGAGAUAUUGGAAGCAGUGAAAACAGUCGUUGGAAAAUAUUUUUCGUUUACGCAUCAAAGCUUCCGCUGAGCAAAAAUAAUCAUUUAUUUAUUUAAUCAAUCAAUCAAUUUAAUAAAGGGACCGUAUUUAUGUUUGUCCGAAUAACAAUUUAUAAAACAUGAUGAAUGUACUUAACAAAUUUUCAAAACCUUAUUCAUUAUGAUUAUCUAAAAUGAAUGUGCCAUCAAAUUAUGAUUAUAAAUUGAAAAGUGAAGGCGAGCAUCUUAUAAUUAAGAGUAUUGAAGAUAAAGCUUCGGCACCGAAAUGGAUUGAUGAGUUUUCUGAAAGCUCUCUAAUAACUUCGAGAACGUACAAAACUUAUCCCGUUUGCAGAAAAUAUCAAUUCAAAAAGAUUUUUAGAUGUCGUUUUAAUACCUGUAUCAUCAGAAAGGAAGUAAAUCAAAAUGCACCUACUAAGCGAUAUUCAAGAAAUACUGACUAUCCAGUUACAAUGAUGUUUUGUUUGUUACACUGAUGUUACUUAAGUGAGAACUUCAAGAAAGCCAGAACUGAUUUUGUGACUUUCAAAAUAAUGUGAUAGAUUGGUACAUUUCCAUUCCAUUAAAAACUUGGAAAAUUUGUUUCAAAUCGAAAUAUUUCUCAUUUUGUGAGUCUUUGUCAUGGUGAAGAUACAAUGUAAAAUAUUUACAAUCUUUGGACGCAUUUCACAAAAAGCAGAGAUUGUUUAUAAUAUUAUUAAAUUAACAUUUCUUUCACUGUUUUACAAUGAAUUUGCUGAUAAAUAUUACAUUGGUGAUUCAUGCAUGGAACCAAUGUUCUGGUUUGUUGAUCAUUUCACAAAAAUUCUUGGACCUAUUUGUGUGAUAGCUGUAAUUUUGUUGACCUCAUCAUUAAUAGUUAUCGCAUAUGCAAUUGGUCUUCCAUUUUACUCAAAUCAGAAUGUAUUCAUUUUCCUACUUGCACUAUUUCUUGGUCAUUGGCUUCUUUUAAAUGUUGUGUUUUAUUAUUACAUGGCAUAUACUACUGAUCCUGGUUAUCCUCCUCAAGGAGCUAUGAUUACUGAUGCUGUGUCUAUUUGCAAAAGGUGCAUUGCACCAAAACCACCACGAACUCACCAUUGCAGUGUUUGCAACCGGUGCAUCUUAAAAAUGGAUCAUCAUUGUCCGUGGCUCAAUAACUGUGUCGGCCAUUUUAACCAUCGAUACUUUUUAAUGUUUUGUGCUUAUACUUGGAUUGGAGUAGUAUUUUGCGUUAUAUUUGGGUUACCUGUUUUUAUCAAUCAUUUCUUUGGCCCUGCUGAGUAUAGUUUCUCUCCCCUCCUUAUAAACUUUAUAAAAACAAUUCAAUUUAGCCUGAAGCCCCAAAUGUUACAAGAAGCAUCUGAAUAUGAUAUCCAUACUAAUUCUACUGACAAGUGGGUUGCUACCUUGUAUCAUUCUUGUUUUAUCUAUGCUGCUCUUUUGGUUGUUGCUGUUUUAUGCGUCCUUGGUGGACUUUUGGCUUGGCAUGCAAGACUGAUUUCUAAUGGUGAAUCAAGCGUUGAAGGACACAUUAACAAGAGAGAGAGGAAAAGGUAUCUCAAGGAAGGUAAAAUAUAUAAAAAUCCAUAUGAUUUCGGUGUAGUUGAAAAUUGGAAGAUUUUUUUGCGUGUUGACAGCCUUGGAUCUUGGUGGCGAGUACUUUUACCAUACACUAAUCCUCCAUUUGGUAAUGGAAUUCAAUGGAACUUUCCAAACAUUGAAGAGCAAAAAAUUAAUUAUCUUGAUAAAGAAGUUAUAGAAGCUUGUUUUGUUAAGAUGGCUUGAUUCCUAAAAAAGAAGAAAUUACUUUUAUGAUACAUUUAACUCUGAUUGUCUUGGAUCAUGGUGGCAAUUAAGUAUACUCUGAGGCACCAUUUGGGAGUGGAAUCCUACAGAACAUUCCAAACUUUGAGGAGCCCAGCAAGAGAUUAGUUUGAUAACAAAAUUAUAGAAGCCUAUCUAGUUAAGGUAUCUUAAUUCGAAAAACAAAAAAUUAACUAACUUCCAGGGCAGCAAGGCAACUCCAGGGCAAUUCAUAUGAUUUCAGUGUCAUUGAUAAUUGGAAGAUUUUUUUACAUGUCGACUGCCUUAGAUCCUGGUGAUGAGUACUUUUACCAUACACUGAUCCACCAUUUGGUAAUUUAAUUCAACUUUCCAAGUAUUGAAGUGCAAAAAAUUAAUUAUUUUGAUAAAGAAAUUAUUGAAGCUUGUUUUAUUAAAAUGGCCUGAUUCCUUUUUUUAAAAAAAAAACUUUAUUUCAACGUAGCAAGUAUUUUUAUGAUAUACUAGCUCUGUCUGUCUUGGAUCUUGGUGGCGAGUACUUUUCUGUACUCUUAGACACCAUUUGGGAGUGAAAUCCUACGGAACAUUUCAAACAUCAAGGAGAGCACAGCUGAAGAUUAAUAAUCUUGAUAAAGAAAUUAUGGAAGCCUGUCUAAUUAAGAUGGCUUAAUUCCAAAAACAAAACCAACAAAAAAACAUAACUGUCAUGGUAGCCAGUACUUUUGUGAUACAUUAACAGGACAUCUUAGAAUACUAUUAAAUAUAGUAUUGAAUUACAAAUAAAAGAGUUAAAGAUUAAAUGAUAAGGAUAUAAAUGACUUGAUAUUUGUAAGGUAUUGGAGAAAAUGUCUUUAGUUUUAAUUUUUAUAAUACAAGGGCAUUGUUAUCCUUUGAUGUAGUUUGUGGCAUUAUUUAAUCAUAUGCAGUAAUUACAAUUUAUCAGUACAUUAGGGUUCUGCUUGUUACAUGAUAUUUUGACACACAAAAUUUUUUUCUGUUAGAUAUUCUAUGUCUGUGCAGUGUUUUAUUUUCAGAAUAUUUUGACCAUAUACUUUCUUUGACUAAGCAGUAUUAAUUUAUUUUACCUUUUGAAAUUAGCCAAAAACAAACUAUUUUUAAAAAUUACACAAAAAGAAGUAGUUGUAUACAAGUGGCUUUUUUUUUCUCCUUUUGAAAAAAUUUCUUUAUCUUGAAAAAUUGUUUUGGAAAAAAUUGUAUAUACAGUGUCUAAUAAUUGAGACUUCAUUGCAUGUUUGAUUUGUGUAAAAAGCAUACAUGUGUUUUGGAAAAAAUACAACGACAUUAAAAAGCAAAAAAAUAUUUGUGAUAAUCUUUAAUAUUGGCCUAUAAAUAGAUAAACUCUUAAUUUAACAGUCAAAGGUGUCUUCAAUUUUAUCAACAAAAAAAAUAGAAAAGUUUUUUUUACAUUGUUAAGAUUAAUUUUUUUUUUGGUAUUAAUUUUAUUGAGAACUAUUUUCUGUUACUUUUCCAUUUAAUUUUAAUUUUGUCAGCUGAUGCUCAAUAAAUCAAAAACUACAUUCUAUAAAAUAUUUGUCUCUGUAAAUUGAGAUUGUUUUUUUCCUGCACACUUCUCCUUAUAUUCUGCCAUUUCUUCCAUUUUCUACAAAUUUAUUGCAUCUUAUUUUAGUACUUAAACAGUUUUAUUGAUUCAUUGAACAUAAAAAAAUAAUAAUUUUUGAUAAUUUACAAGUUUUUUAAACUUGUAUCUACUGAAGAUAGAAAUCUAAUACUUAAAUUUGCUUGUUUUCAGUUCCCUUAAAAAAAAUCAUAAAUUUGUAAUUGCAAUGGCACAGUAGUUAAGGCACUGAACUAUCAUUAUGAAGUACUGGGAUUCUACCCUUAAUGGCAGCUGAAAGCUCACCCAGUUUCAUAUUGAUGGCAAUUCUGGCUACUUUGCUAUCAUUGUGCCAUUGUGCACAAAAUUGUAAUCUUGAGCCUUCAUAACAUCCCUGAACUACAAGGAGCUGUUGAAGGAUACCUUGUUUUAAAUAAAUUUGUCUUACCUAUUAAUAUUAAACUCAUCAAUAAAUAUUUAAGUGAGUCAUUCACGCAUAUAAAUAAAUUUGUAACUGCAAUAGCACAGUAGUUAAGAGACUGAGGUAUCAUUAUAAAAUACUGGGGUUCUGUCUUCAAUGGCAGCUUAAAGCUCACCCAACUUCAGAUCAAUGAGUUCCAGCUUGCCAGAGAAGUAAAGAUGGUUAGUGUGCAAAUCUGACUACUUCUUAUCAUAGUCACUAAAUUGUAGAGACUUAACCUUCAUGGUACAAGGAGAUGUUGAGGAAUACUUUGCUUUGAAUAAAUUUGUGUUAUCUAUUUAUUUCAAACUCACCAUAAAAACUUUAAGAGAAUCAUUCUGUCAUUUCUUCCAUUAUGUACAAAUUUGUAUAGCUUUAGUACUUAAACAAUUUCAUUGUGUGAUUUGUAAAUAAAAAAUGUGUGAAAAUUAAAUAUCAAGUUUCUUGAAA